UUACAGGUCACGCUUUCUCAGGGAACAAGGAGGGCUGUGCGAAGUCACGGACAACAUUCCUUAUUCACUCUGUUCUGCUGCUCCUGCCGCUUGGACCGGUGAACCAGCUUCAUCGCAAUCAAACACAUUCAAGAAAUUGCGAUGACGCUGAAGAACAGAAUGGGGACAUGUCUCUGCAUUUUAUAUUUGUCUAUGUCCGCCAACUGCUUAAACUACCAGUCCACAAGGAUACCUAAAAACCACGUGUGCAGCAAGAAUAAGAUAUCACAAGUGGAAGCACUAGAGGGUGACGCAUCAAUGAUAGUGUGUGACCUGUCAAAUGAAAUUUCUACGUCCGAUGCCACCGCUGUCAGAUGGCACAAGGUUUCAAAUGACUCCUCAAGCCAACGGGCUUUAGCAUUCGAAGAACACCGCGUUGUGGAGGAUGGCCACGCCGUGUGGUUUCUACCAAGUCACAGAGAUGAUCAAGGGCUUUACGUCUGCCAUCUGCAAAAUGGAAUUUACUGCAUUAACUUCACAGUGGCUAUUACAGAAAACCACCUUUGCUACAGUGGAAAUAAUCUAUACAGUCUCUUUACUAAAAUUGGAAAGAAUAAACGCUUGUUUUGUUCACAUGACAAUCUUCAGUUAUCAGAAAAUGCAAACUUCACUUGGUACAAGAAUUGUAGUGCCAUAGAUGCGAGGGCAGAGCAGAACAGAGGGAAUGAAUUGACGAUCCACAACGUGACUGUAAAAGAUGCGGGGAAAUACACAUGUGAAGUGCACUUCCACAAGUUUGGCAGAGAUCAUAAAGCAAGCAAAACAUUUAGCCUGCAAGUGACAGAAAUUGUGAUGGGAAAAAAGCCUGAAAUUCUUCAACCUCGAAAGAAUAAUUCCAGAAACGUUUCUCUUGGUCAGGCACUAAACAUAACUUGCAAGGUUAUGUACAACCUUGGCCACGAUUUAUAUCCUCUGGUGUGGUGGACAUCCAAUGGAAUUUUCAUUGAGGACAAUCAAGAAGAAAACGGCCUAAUUGAGAGCAGUUACAGGAAUGUGUCCUCCAAUGAGACGUGUUCUGUCAUUGAAAGGACAUUGACAAUCAGCAAAGUACAGCCCAACCAUCUUGGCUACAUCUUUACUUGCUUUGCACAGAAUGGAGUUGGGAUGAAUUCUGCAAGCGUACGCUUACAGCAACAAUGUUCAAGCACUGGCGUCAGAUCCAAUGCAUCAAAAAAGGGCCUUUACAGAAUUCUUUUUUUUGUGCUGCCCUUCUUCAUACUCUUAUUAUAAAACUAAAUUGUAUUUUUAGCAGAAUGUUUCGGCUAUCUUUGCACUCCUUUCCCCUAUGUAAUUUGAGCACGUAACAUACAGAAACAUGAUUCAUAUACAGUGUAUAUAUUUUUAUUUUUCGAUUUAAAGCUUUCGUGACUGCAGGGAUUCAUCUUCUUGGUUCUUUCGGUAAAGUCACGUAGAAGGGAAGUAAUAAAAUAAUAAAACAUAAUAAAAUAAAAUAAUUCUCACGACGUUUCGGCUACAACGCAAGCAGCCGUCUUCAGGUGAAGAAUGAGACACUGCCAAGCUAGGAGCUUAUAUAUAAGCUGCAUUGGAGAUGGAAGAAGAGCGCCUUAACAAGUGUAUAUAUUGUUUUAAAAAAUAUAAAUAAUUACGUUUUGUGGUGUUAAAUGUGAAGCAUGCGUACCAUAUGCUCGCUGUUGAUUGCAGACAGCCCAUGUAAUAAACAGUCCCUGAAUAUAAUUAGACAUGUUUUAAUAAAGCGCAAUGUAUAUUUACAAAGGGUAUUCAUGAUUUCUGUCUUGUAACUAUGCAAUGUACAACUGUGAAAAUGUAUAUAUUACAAUAUAACAACAUUUUUCAUAUUCAUGUAAUUAAAUGUAUAAAAAAGUGUCAUUGGUAAAAUUAUUUGUCGUAAACCGUAACAAAAAAAUUAUGCAAAUAAAGUGGAAAAUUAUUGU
Molecule: messenger RNA, 1952 nt
Organism: Lethenteron reissneri (Far Eastern brook lamprey)
Lineage: Eukaryota; Metazoa; Chordata; Hyperoartia; Petromyzontiformes; Petromyzontidae
Product: interleukin-1 receptor accessory protein-like 1-A
Molecular function (GO): interleukin-1 receptor activity
Source: RefSeq, a predicted model, not a curated record